Messenger RNA from Fukomys damarensis (Damara mole-rat), 7915 nucleotides. It is a transcript of the gene Tulp4, whose product is annotated as TUB like protein 4. The transcript is spliced from 15 exons. Bases 1909 to 6639 code for a protein of 1576 amino acids. The record is from RefSeq and is a predicted model, not a curated record. Lineage: Eukaryota; Metazoa; Chordata; Mammalia; Rodentia; Bathyergidae. Gene Ontology annotation, molecular function: protein binding.
GUAAGACUCCAACGCCUUCAAGCCAAGAUCAACCUGAUGGUUCCUGAAAUAACUGGGGAAACAAAUGCUUCAAGUGCUAGUUGAAGAGUGUGUUUAUGUAUAUUUGAAACCUUCUUUCUAUAUAUACACAUUUACAUGAGAAGACAGGCUCAUUCUUGUGCACAUUUGGGAGUUUUACAACUGAUGAAAUUUAAUUUAAGAAUCAGAUGGAGCAACUUGACAUUGCUGGGCACAGGAGCCCAGGGAGAAAAGUAUAUCACUAAUGGCCAAUUUUCCAUAUGGCCUUCAUGGGUAAAGAGAAUUUGCAAAAAGAAGAAAAAAAAUUGCGUAGAUUAAGCCUCAAAAAUACCUCUCCAAUUUAAAGAAGGAAAUAGAAGGUGAUCACAGAAGUGUGAAUUCAACAUUGCAGGUGGGAUCAUGCAGUGUUUUUGCACUUUAUUUUUAAUUAGGUUUGGUGAUUUGGACAGAAUUUAAAAUUCUGGACUGAAAAGUAACUUUUACUGUGGUUGUGACAAGGAAAGCAAGUUCAGGUGUGAUGGGGCAAGUCUGAACAUUGAACUAAUUCCAUCACUUUGCCCUUUUCAGUUAACUGUAUUUGAGGAUUUUAAUUUAUUAUUUUCCUUUUCUGUACCUGUAGGAUAUCUUAAAAUAGCAUUUGGAACCAUUAAUUACAAAAGUAAACAUCAAGGAAAACCCAAGCAAAGCAUCCUUUUGCCUGGAUGAAAGGCUGUGGAAACAAGCUCUGAAUGUGAACAAGAAGGUGCCCAUCUGCACAGUGACUCUGGGGCAAUUGUGCAAUCCUAGGGACUCUGAUGCUAGCCUGGGUGUGUGGUUAGAGGGAUUAUCAGCUGUAUUGAGUCUAAGAACACUUGCAUAUGAGAAGAUUACUUGAUGGACUUAAUGCUGAGAUUAUUUUUUUUCAUUGAAAUGAAGAAGUACAUGAGCUUUAGGAAUAGAGAAGAAGUAACUGGAAAGUGAGAAAGAGUCCACCAAAAGAAACACGAGUGUUACUCUGUUAGCAAGCAGAAUUAGGACUACCCUAAGGCAAAUACUUGGUCUGCUUUAAUAGCUUUAGUCUGCCUCUGCUGAAGGACCUUGCUUUUUAGCCUCUAUGGCACUGAGGGGUCUGCUGGCUGGCAGAGGAGUUGUCCCAGGGAACCCUGCGUUCCCAGGGGACACAGGGCCCAGCAUUAAGAUAGGAAAUUCCUGGUUCUGAAUAGUGAGGAAGAGUGUUUUUCUUCCUAAAAUUGGACUGCUGUCUGCACAAACUCUGGUCUAUUUUGCACAGUUUGUGUGCCUUUAUUUCCCUUUAUGCAAUCUUUUUCAGCUUUUGCAGCAGAAAUUUGUCUAGUUCAGAAAACAUGCCAGAGGGUGGCUAUAGAAGAUGAUCCUGUAUGUUCUGUCUCUACAUCUGAACUUUUGAAGAGAAAAUUCCAGCUAGAAGGAUUCUUAAAAAGCCUUAAGUUACUUGAAAUCUAUGUAUUGAAACUCUUAGUCUCUGGAAUCACAUUACACAAAACUGGAAUCUCAGGCUGAAUGAGAAUAACUAAGUUCAGUAAAAAAGAAGAAAUCUGUUUCUUGAUCACCACUUAUUAAUGAUGCUCUUUCUCCAAAGGAACAGUGUAUUCUUCCUCUAAGGACUUGAAAAUAAAAAUGGACCCCAUGUUUUUUUUAAGCAUUACCUUUUCUUAGCAGACUGCCAUCAUCUUUUAUAGAGGAAUUUUUUCACUAUGCAUUUGGUGGAUCUUUAUAAAAUACUGACCUUCUAAGCUUCAAGUCAGUCUUAACUAAAAGGGGGGAAAACCAAGCACGUCAAUCCCAAAAAUAAAAUAAACCAAUAAAGAAAUUGGUUUAAGAUUUUCAGCAUUAACCAUUACUUUUUAAGUAAAAUAAUUCAUUGAAAAAAGUAUGUAUGCAGCAGUAGAACAUGGACCUGUGCUUUGCAGCGACUCCAACAUCCUCUGCCUGUCCUGGAAGGGUCGCGUUCCCAAGAGUGAGAAAGAGAAGCCUGUGUGUAGGAGGCGCUACUAUGAGGAAGGCUGGCUGGCCACAGGCAAUGGGCGCGGUGUAGUGGGGGUGACUUUCACCUCCAGCCAUUGUCGCAGGGACAGGAGUACUCCACAGAGGAUAAACUUCAACCUCCGGGGCCACAAUAGUGAGGUUGUGCUAGUGAGGUGGAAUGAACCAUACCAGAAACUGGCCACAUGUGAUGCAGAUGGAGGAAUAUUUGUGUGGAUUCAGUAUGAAGGCAGGUGGUCUGUGGAACUGGUUAAUGAUCGAGGGGCUCAGGUGAGUGAUUUCACGUGGAGCCAUGAUGGGACUCAAGCACUUAUUUCAUAUCGCAAUGGGUUUGUCCUGGUUGGUUCUGUCAGCGGACAAAGACACUGGUCAUCUGAGAUCAACUUGGAAAGUCAAAUCACAUGCGGCAUAUGGACUCCUGAUGACCAACAGGUGCUGUUUGGCACGGCUGAUGGGCAGGUGAUUGUUAUGGACUGCCACGGCAGGAUGCUGGCCCAUGUCCUCUUGCACCAGUUCGACGGAAUCCUCAGCAUGUCCUGGAACUACCCUAUCUUCCUGGUGGAAGACAGCAGCGAGAGUGACACAGACUCAGAUGACUAUUCCCCUCCCCAAGAUGGUCCUGCAGCGUACCCCAUCCCAGUACAGAAUAUCAAGCCUCUGCUCACUGUCAGCUUCACCUCGGGAGACAUCAGCUUAAUGAACAACUACGAUGACUUGUCUCCUACUGUCAUCCGCUCAGGGCUGAAAGAGGUGGUGGCCCAGUGGUGCACACAGGGAGACUUACUAGCAGUUGCUGGGAUGGAGCGGCAGACCCAGCUCAGUGAGCUCCCCAAUGGACCCCUUCUGAAGAGUGCCAUGGUGAAAUUCUACAAUGUUCGAGGGGAGCACAUCUUCACAUUGGACACACUCGUGCAACGCCCCAUCAUCUCCAUCUGCUGGGGUCACCGGGACUCACGGCUGUUGAUGGCCUCAGGGCCAGCCCUAUAUGUAGUUCGUGUGGAGCAUCGGGUGUCCAGCCUACAGUUGCUGUGCCAGCAGGCCAUUGCCAGCACUCUGCGAGAAGAUAAGGACAUCAGCAAGCUCACCCUGCCUCCUCGCCUCUGUUCUUACCUUUCUACUGCUUUCAUCCCCACCAUUAAGCCUCCAAUUCCAGACCCCAACAACAUGAGAGACUUUGUCAGCUACCCCUCGGCUGGCAAUGAGCGGCUACAUUGCACCAUGAAGCGCACAGAGGAUGACCCGGAGGUGGGUGGCCCAUGCUACACACUCUACCUAGAAUACCUGGGUGGGCUUGUACCCAUCCUUAAGGGGAGGCGUGUCAGCAAGCUGCGGCCAGAGUUCGUCAUCAUGGACCCACGGACAGACAGCAAAUCAGAUGAGAUCUAUGGAAACAGCCUCAUUUCUACUGUGAUCGACAGCUGCAACUGCUCUGACUCCAGUGACAUUGAACUGAGUGAUGACUGGGCCGCCAAGAAAUCUCCCAAAAUUACAAGAGCAAGCAAAUCUCCCAAACUCCCAAGGAUAGAAAGACACCCAGUAGGAAGUAUGCUAAACCCUCGGAACUUCUCUAGGGGUUAUCAACGAUGGAUCAGCAUUGAAGCCAGGAAGUCUCCCAAGCUGCCCCGGGCUGCUCAGGAGAUCUCCCGGUCUCCCCGGUUGCCUAUACGCAAGCCCUCCAUUGGCUCACCCAGCCUGACUCGGAGGGAAUUUCCCUUUGAAGACAUCACUCAGCACAACUAUCUUGCUCAGGUCACAUCCAAUAUCUGGGGAACCAAAUUUAAGAUUGUCGGCUUGGCUGCUUUCCUGCCAACCAACCUCGGUGCAGUGAUCUAUAAAACCAGCCUGCUGCAUCUCCAGCCACGGCAGAUGACCAUCUAUCUCCCAGAAGUUCGGAAGAUUUCCAUGGACUGUAUUAACUUACCUGUCUUCAACCCAAAUGUUUUCAGUGAAGAUGAAGAUGAUUUACCAGUGACAGGAGCAUCUGGUGUCCCUGAGAAUAACCCAUCUUGUACUGUGAACAUCCCUAUUGCACCAAUCCACAGCUCGGCUCAAGCUAUUUCCCCCACACAGAAUAUAGGGCUGGUGCAGUCCCUGCUGGCCAGUCAGAAUGUGCAGCUUGACAUCCUGACCAAUCAGCCAACAGCUGUGGGAGCAGCAGAACAUAUAGGUGAUAAUUUGACCCAGUACCCAAUCCCCAACCGAUACUCCAACCCUGGACAGGUGAUUUUUGGAGGUGUGGAAAUGGGCCGCAUCAUUCAGAACCCUCCUCAGUUGCCCUUGCCGCCACCACCACCACCACCACCGCCGCCACCGCCACCACUACCGCCACCACCACAGGGUGUCAUGCCGCUGUCUGUGGUGGACCAUGGAGACCGAGACCAUGAGCACCUGCAGAAAUCAGCCAAGGCCCUGCGGCCAGUGCCUCAGCUAGCCACUGAGGGGGAUGCAGUAGUCUUCAGUGCCCCCCAAGAGGUGACAAAAAUGAACCCCCCACCCCCCUACCCAGGAACUAUCCCUGCUGCCCCAACCACAGCUGCACCCCCACCCCCUCUGCCACCACCUCAGCCCCCAGUGGAUGUGUGCUUGAAGAAGGGCGACUUCUCCCUCUACCCCACAUCAGCACAUUACCAGCACCCCCUAGGCUACGAGAGGAUCACCACCUUUGAUAGCAGUGGCAAUGUGGAGGAGGUGUGCCGACCUCGUACUCGGAUGCUCUGCUCCCAAAACACCUAUACCCUUCCUGGCCCAGGCAGCUCAGCCACCUUGAGACUCACGGCUACUGAGAAGAAGGUCCCCCAGCCCUGCACCAGUGCUACCCUGAACCGCCUGACUGUCCCUCGCUAUUCCGUCCCCACCGGGGACCCACCCCCAUAUCCCGAGAUUGCUAGCCAGCUGGCCCAGGGGCGGAGCACUGUCCAGAGACUGGAUAGCAGCCUCAUUCAUGCUACCCUGCGGAGAAACAACCGUGAGGUUGCCCUUAAAAUGGCCCAGCUGGCUGACAGCGCCCGGGCCCCACUACAGCCCCUGGCCAAGCCCAAGGGUGGCCCUGGUGCAGCUGUGGCACAGCUCCCAGCACGACCCCCACCAGCCUUGUACACCUGCAGCCAAUGUAGUGGUGCAGGGCCCAACUCACAGUCAGGGGCCAUCCUGGCCCAUGCUGUCAGCACCUCCCCACUGGCUUCCCAGUCCUCCUACAAUCUCCUGAGCCCACCUGACAGCACCCGAGACCGUACUGACUAUGUAAACUCAGCCUUCACAGAAGAUGAGGCCCUGUCCCAUCACUGUCAGCUGGAGAAGCCCCUGAGGCACCCCACACUACCCGAAGCUGCUGCCACCUUGAAGCGGCCUCCCCCUUACCAGUGGGACCCUGUGCUGGGUGAGGACGUUUGGGUUCCACAGGAAAGGACAGCACAGUCUGCAGUGCCCAACCCUUUGAAACUGCCCCCGCUGAUUCUAGGGCAGAGCCAGCACCUGGAUGUGGCCCGGGUACCUUUUGUCUCUCCCAAGUCUCCCACUAGCCCUACUGCCACUUUCCAGACAGGCUAUGGGAUGGGAGUGCCAUAUCCAGGAAGCUAUAACCCCCCUUUGCCUGGAGUGCAGUCUCCCUGCUCCCCCAAAGAUGCCCUGGCCCCAACACAGUUUGCACAACAGGAGUCUGCCGUCAUCCUUCAGCCAGCAUACCCACCCAGCCUCUCCUAUUGCACCUUGCCCCCCAUGUACCCAGGAAGCAGCACAUGCUCCAGUUUACAGCUGCCACCUAUCGCCUUGCACCCAUGGAGUUCCUAUAGCACCUGCUCACCCGUGCAGAAUCCCCAGGGCACUCUCCCACCCAAGCCCCACUUGGUGGUGGAGAAACCCCUUGUGUCCCCACCACCAGCUGACCUCCAAAGCCACAUGGGCACUGAGCUGAUGGUAGAGACUACAGACAACUUCCAAGAAGUCCUCUCCCUGACAGAAAGCCCAGUCCCGCAGCGGACAGAAAAAUUUGGAAAAAAAAACCGAAAGCGCCUGGACAGCCGAGCAGAGGAAGGAAAUGUUCAGGCUAUCACUGAGGGCAAAGUAAAGAAGGAGGCUAGGACUUUGAGUGACUUUAAUUCUCUCAUCUCCAGUCCCCGCCUAGGAAGAGAGAAAAAGAAAGUGAAGAGUCAGAAGGACCAACUGAAGUCAAAGAAGUUGAACAAAACAAACGAAUUUCAGGACAGCUCAGAGAGUGAGCCUGAGCUAUUCAUUAGUGGGGAUGAGCUGAUGAACCAAAACCAGGGCAGCAAGAAAGGGUGGAAGAGCAAGAGGAGCCUGCGGACAGCCAGUGAUCUGGAGGAGUUCAAGUGCCGCAAAGCCAGUGAGAAAGAGGAUGGGCGGCUGGGUAGCCAGGGAUUUGUAUAUGUGAUGGCCAACAAGCAGCCUCUGUGGAACGAGGCCACACAGGUGUACCAGCUGGAUUUUGGAGGGCGGGUGACCCAGGAAUCAACCAAGAACUUCCAGAUCGAGUUGGAAGGGCGGCAGGUGAUGCAGUUUGGGCGGAUUGACGACAAUGCGUACAUUCUAGACUUCCAGUACCCCUUCUCAGCUGUGCAGGCCUUCGCAGUAGCCCUGGCCAAUGUGACUCAGCGCCUCAAAUGAAGAGACUGGUGUUGGGAGGAGAUACCAAGGAGCCUUGGAGGAAGAGCCCAUGUGGCUGGAUGCCCAGGAAGACCAGAGACAACUUUGCAACUGGAUGAGCCCAUGAGGCCAAGAAGAGACGCACUGACCAUUAGGCAUGGUUGUUUGUUUGAUUAUCCUUAUGGUCUGUCUUUCUUUUCUUCUUUCAGUUAAUGGCAUUUGGAAGCCAAGGGUGUCUAGUGCCUGUUGUUCUUUCAGGAAAUGUAGCUUGGCUGUCAAAUGUUCUACUGAGUUUGCUUCUCAGCAACCAGGACAAGGGCCUUUGGAGAGAAGACAGACUGCCUUCUAGCCUGCUGUUCUUGUAGGAGGAGUAUGCAUUAGUGUUCAUUCUUCACAGCAUCUGGCCUUUAUUAUCACUAGUGCAAAACAAAAACAGCCAAAGCCUGAAGAUUCAGGUUCUCUUAAGGAGGGAAGCAUUUAAUUAACAUUUUAUGCUACUUCCAAAAGGUGACUUGAUGAAUGAAGGGCCUUUGGGCAAAUGCCCUGUGUUUGACUAAUGCAGGUAGGCUCUGUAUAGGGAUGAUAAAGCAGGAUAAAUGUGAUUUGGUCAUCAGUAGUGUCUGGGAAGGACUGAAGGGUGAGGAGGUAAGGCAGGCUCUGCAGACACCUGGGUGACUCAGUGGUAUGACUCGUGCAAUGGCCACACUCCUCUUCUAAAGAUGUUUGUAUUGGAAGACUACUAGUCUCAUCAUAUGUCAGUGUUUCAUAGGAUCAAGGAUGAUUAUUCAGUAAGAUUCACUUGAGGAGAAGGUCGGACACAGUAAUAGAAAGAUCCCAGCCUAUGGUAAGGCUAAGGAUUUUCUCAGUGUGGGAGUUACUAGAUCCCCCACUUUCUGAGAAACAUCCUCAAUUCUCUUUAUCUCAUUCUUUAAUAUGGAAUACACUACUAGAAAAAUGAUCCUGUCAUUGUUCUAUCCCUUCUCAAAGUUUGGGUGGGACUUGUAUUAAAAUAACUCCUUUCCUCCUGUUGGCUAUAUUAAAAUUCAAAUGACUAGAAAUGUUUUCCAUCAGAUUAGAAAUGUAACCAAAAAUAACUUUAAGCAUUUUCCAGGUAUUAAAAUAUAGGGGGUGUGGUCAAAUCUUUCACGCAAAUUCCAUACUUUUCUCUAAGAAAAAUUAAAUAAAUAGAAGCUGUUUAUUGACUGUAUGGACUGUUUACUGAGGAAAUAAACCACUGAGAAAACAUUAAAAUUAUUAAACUUACUGCGGUUGGUUAAGUUUUGGGGUUUUGGGGUUU